UGCUGGUUAUAACUGCGAGUGAAUCGUCGAGUCGACGACUUACAGUCACCGUGACGGCUAGGGGAAACGCAGUCACAUCGAUGAACGCGAUCUGGUUUCAUGUCAGGGGCUGUAACGAAAUGACAGCAGAGUUUCGGCGAUAAGAAGACGUCGCUUUUUUCUGAUGAGAAUCCAGCUAGCAGUCCUGCUAGCAAGCAAGCUAAUGUUAGUCAGCCAGCCAAGUAUUGAGAAGUCAGUGGAAACAGGUUUUUUUGGGACGGAUACUUCCAAGUAACAAGUCUAUCUGGUUGAUGAGUAGUUAAUAUCAUAUGUGUCUUAAUUAAGUUAUCGCUUGGCGUAUAGAUCGGUUACUGUGACUUUGUCAAAUGUAUCUUUUCGUCAACCAAUGUUAGCUGGCUAACACCAGUAGGCAACCCUGGCACUGACGGAGGUUUCUGAUUGGUUGUGAUACCGUGAGAGCGACUUGUAGACGGGGACACGGAAGACCCCCCUCCCCUCCCGGUCCCCCUGAGUUAAGAGGACUUCGGUACAUCAAGACGAGUUCAGUCUAACAGCGAGUGUGGACUACUGAAGUCAGUGUCUUACGAGAGAAGACACGCGGCUAAAGCGCCGUUUCUCUCCGGGGAACCUUGGUGUUCCCAGAGCUAAGUCGAGUGUCUACGGGGUGUUCUACAAAGUGAGCCGGGGAGGGAUCCGGACAGAGACCCCAUGAAUGGAAAUCGGAACUACAGACCCCAUUCUUGAUCAACAUGCCAUUGGAGCGGUCCCGUCAAGUCCAGGAGCGGUUGGGGCGCAGGCCCUCUUCACCGUGCCGCGGCGGCCAGGCUAUGGCACCAUGGGCAAGCCCAUCAAGCUGCUGGCCAACUGCUUCCAGGUGGAGAUCCCCAAGAUGGACGUCUACCUCUACGAGGUGGACAUCAAGCCGGAGAAGUGCCCACGGAGGGUCAACAGGGAGGUGGUUGACUCCAUGGUGCAGCAUUUCAAGGUGACCAUCUUUGGGGAUCGACGGCCAGUGUACGAUGGGAAGAAGAGCCUCUACACAGCUAACCCACUGCCUGUGGCUCCAACAGGGGUGGAUCUGGACGUGACGCUGCCGGGGGAGGGGGGAAAGGACCGUCCGUUUAAGGUGUCCAUCCGGUUCGUGUCGCUGGUGAGCUGGCACCUGCUGCACGAGGUGCUGACGGGCCGCAGCAUGCCCGAGCCCCUGGAGCUGGACAAGCCCAUCAGCACCAACCCCGUGCACGCCGUCGACGUGGUGCUGCGCCACCUGCCCUCCAUGAAGUACACUCCGGUGGGCCGGUCCUUCUUCUCCGCUCCAGAGGGCUAUGACCACCCCCUGGGCGGGGGCAGGGAAGUGUGGUUCGGCUUCCAUCAGUCUGUCCGGCCAGCCAUGUGGAAGAUGAUGCUCAACAUAGACGUGUCCGCCACGGCCUUCUACAAAGCGCAGCCAGUCAUUCAGUUUAUGUGUGAAGUCCUGGACAUCCACAACAUAGAUGAGCAGCCUCGUCCCCUCACCGACUCGCACCGGGUCAAAUUCACCAAAGAAAUCAAGGGUCUUAAGGUUGAGGUGACGCACUGUGGAACGAUGCGGAGGAAGUACCGUGUGUGUAACGUAACCCGCCGACCAGCCAGCCACCAGACGUUUCCCCUGCAGUUGGAGAGCGGGCAGACGGUGGAGCGCACAGUGGCCCAGUACUUCAGAGAGAAGUACAAUCUGCAGCUCAAGUACCCCCACCUGCCCUGCUUACAGGUGGGGCAGGAGCAGAAGCACACCUACCUGCCCCUGGAGGUUUGUAACAUAGUAGCAGGUCAGCGCUGCAUUAAGAAACUGACCGAUAAUCAGACCUCCACCAUGAUCAAAGCCACGGCACGCUCUGCACCGGACAGACAGGAGGAGAUCAGCAGGCUGGUACGGAGUGCAAACUACGAGGCGGAUCCCUUCGUGCAGGAGUUCCAGUUUAAGGUCCGAGACGAGAUGGCCCACGUGACGGGGCGCGUCCUGCCGGCCCCCAUGCUGCAGUACGGCGGCAGGGUGAGCUCAGAGCCCUUUAUGCAGAUGACGGGUGUGGUGUCGUUGCAGAACCGCACGGUGGCCACGCCCAGCCACGGCGUCUGGGACAUGCGGGGGAAGCAGUUCCACACCGGCGUGGAGAUCAAGAUGUGGGCCAUCGCCUGCUUCGCCACCCAGCGGCAGUGCAGGGAGGAGAUCCUCAAGGGUUUCACCGACCAGCUGCGCAAGAUCUCCAAGGACGCGGGGAUGCCCAUCCAGGGCCAGCCGUGCUUCUGUAAGUACGCGCAGGGAGCGGACAGCGUGGAGCCCAUGUUCAGACACCUGAAGAACACCUACUCUGGCCUGCAGCUCAUCAUCGUCAUCCUGCCCGGCAAGACCCCCGUCUACGCGGAGGUGAAGCGGGUAGGGGACACCCUCUUGGGAAUGGCCACUCAGUGUGUUCAGGUGAAGAACGUGGUGAAGACGUCACCUCAGACCCUCUCCAACCUCUGCCUCAAGAUCAACGUCAAGCUGGGCGGCAUCAACAACAUCCUGGUGCCACACCAGCGGCCAUCAGUGUUCCAGCAGCCUGUGAUCUUCCUGGGGGCAGAUGUCACGCACCCACCUGCUGGGGAUGGGAAGAAGCCUUCUAUUGCAGCGGUGGUGGGCAGUAUGGACGCCCACCCCAGCCGGUACUGUGCCACGGUGCGGGUGCAGAGGCCCAGGCAGGAGGUGAUCCAGGACCUGGCCUCCAUGGUGCGCGAGCUGCUCAUUCAGUUCUACAAGUCCACGCGCUACAAGCCCACACGCAUCAUCUUCUACCGGGACGGGGUGUCCGAGGGACAGUUCAGACAGGUGCUUUAUUACGAGCUGCUGGCCAUUCGUGAGGCCUGUAUCAGCCUAGAGAAGGAGUACCAGCCCGGCAUCACCUACAUCGUGGUGCAGAAACGCCACCACACACGCCUCUUCUGCGCUGAUCGCAACGAGAGGGUUGGACGAAGUGGAAACAUUCCUGCUGGAACAACAGUGGAUACAGACAUCACACACCCUUAUGAGUUUGACUUUUACCUCUGCAGUCAUGCGGGAAUACAGGGCACGAGCCGGCCCUCCCACUACCACGUGCUGUGGGACGACAACUGCUUCACGGCGGACGAGUUCCAGCUGCUCACCUACCAGCUGUGCCACACCUACGUGCGCUGCACCCGCUCCGUCUCCAUCCCCGCGCCAGCCUACUACGCCCACCUGGUGGCCUUCCGCGCCCGCUACCACCUGGUGGACAAGGAGCACGACAGUGCUGAGGGCAGCCACGUGUCGGGUCAGAGUAACGGCCGGGACCCCCAGGCGCUGGCCAAAGCUGUGCAGAUCCACCAUGACACCCUGAGGACCAUGUACUUUGCCUGAGCAAGUGCACACACACACACACACAUGCACACAUACUUACAGUACAUGCAUACAUAUACAUGUUCAUACAUUAAUGCAUACUUGCGUACAUAUAUGCAUACAUACCACAUUUGGUGGCGCACACCUUUCUUCAUACACACCUACACACACACACACACACACCCACACAUCCUACCAAUCUGUGCAUCCCAGAGGGUCCACAUGAAGAGCCAGCCAGUGGAGCCUGACCUGGUCAGUCUGGACCCAGCCACUGUGUGGAAGAGAAGAGAUGGAAGGUGAUUGAGAGUGACAGAAGGAAGAAGAGAAGAACAGAAUCUAUGUAUGUAUGUAUGUAGUGUGAGAAGAGAGUGAUUGAGCAGGCCAGUGUUGAAGAG
This is a messenger RNA of Sardina pilchardus (European sardine), 3765 nucleotides long. RefSeq names its product protein argonaute-3. Gene Ontology annotation, biological process: regulatory ncRNA-mediated post-transcriptional gene silencing; regulation of stem cell proliferation. The record is from RefSeq and is a predicted model, not a curated record. Bases 713 to 3391 code for a protein of 892 amino acids. NCBI's taxonomy places the organism in Eukaryota, Metazoa, Chordata, Actinopteri, Clupeiformes, Clupeidae. Gene Ontology annotation, molecular function: miRNA binding; protein binding; RNA endonuclease activity. The transcript has 20 exons.